UUUUCUUGGGGGGAAGAUAUUUUUAUCUACAUGGCUUAUAUUUCUCCCAAAACUAUUUCUAGAAAACUGACAUCGGUCUAAGGAGGCUCCACCACACAGGACACUCCCAGUUCCUCCCAGCCCAGCCACACAAUUACAAAAAAUCUUCUGUUGAAUUGAGGGGCACGUUUCUUCUGUCAUGAAAUCCUGCCCGUCGCUGAGGGUGGACGCCCCAGGGCUGGUGUCCUCGCUCCACAUCUCCUGUUCACCUGGAUCCCCGGGAGCAGAGCCUGCAGGAACAAAGCCCCGGGGCCGGCAGACCCCUCGUGUUCUGGAGUAACCAGGGAAGUGUGGCUGAGCGAGACAUCGCUGGUGAAGAAAUCCUUCGUGGCGCUGAGACAGCAGUGAGGAAAGGAGAAGUAUCUUCCCUUUUGAAAUCUGCCCCUUCCCUUCUGGAUUUCCUCCCUUCCAAACCCCACAGUACAACAAUCACAGUCUCAGUUUCCCAGACCUCCUGCGAGCCAGGCUUCCCCCUCUGUGUCCUUGGCGUGUAUCAACAGGCGAAAUCCUCACCUCCACAGCCCCGUGUCCCUCUGCUCGGUCCCCCUGAGACUGAACCCCCGACCUAGGGGAGAGUGACCCCAUCCUGCCUGUGCCCCCCACUGAAGCUCCUGCUAUGGACAGCUCAGAAGUCGGGAGCCUCAGUGUCUCCUCUGCACAGUGACUCCUUGGGGACAGUGUCCGGCUCUGCUGUGUUGACCUCAUUGUGCAGAAAGGGGGUGCCCACCUCGUACCUGCUGGCAGGGGGAAUGAGAGGCUGCCUGCUCACCCCACCUGCACCCCUGUCUCUCAUGGCCCCGAGUCCCACCUCUGAGCUACACAGACAUCCACAGCCUGUGACUCAGGGGUCUGGCCAGAUGGGACUCAUUUUCACCCUGCAGAAAAUGUCACCUAAGGGGAAGAGCAUUGAGAGUCAGGCAGGAAGUGGGGUGGGCCCUGCAUGGGGUGGGAAUCUGGGCGAGUCUGUCUCCUGCUCUGGCCUCAGGGGCCCAGGAGUGAACAUGGGGUAGUGGACGGUGGAUCUCCCAGGGCUGACCCAGGCCUGACAGUGUCUGGUGUGAAGUUCCUCCUCUGGGGAGGUCACUGUUCUGACCUCACCCCUGUCUUCCUGUGGGGCCUCCUCUAAGUCUUGAGCUCUCACUUCCUGAGAGAAGAGCCCUGAGGAACAGACGUUCCCUGGCAGCCCUGGCACCUCCAACCCCAGACAUGCUGCUGCUGCUGCUGCUGCUGCUGCCCCUGCUCUGGGGGAGGGAGAGGGUGGAGGGACAGAGGAAUAACCAGAAGAAUUACCCACUGACGAUGCAGGAGUCUGUGACGGUGCAGCAGGGCCUGUGUGUCCAUGUGCUUUGCUCCUUCUCCUACCCCUGGUAUGGCUGGAUUUCCUCUGACCCAGUUCAUGGCUACUGGUUCCGGGCAGGGGCCCGUACAGACCGGGAUGCUCCAGUGGCCACAAACAACCCAGCUCGGGCAGUGCGGGAGGACACUCGGGACCGAUUCCACCUCCUUGGGGACCCACAGACCACGAAUUGCACCCUGAGCAUCAGAGAUGCCAGAAGCAGUGAUGCAGGGAAGUACUUCUUUCGUGUGGAGACAGGAAAGACAAAAUGGAGUUAUAAGUAUGCCCCGCUCUCUGUGCAUGUCACAGCCCUGACACACAGGCCCAACAUCCUCAUCCCAGGAACCCUAGAGUCCGGCUGCCCCCGGAAUCUGACCUGCUCUGUGCCCUGGGCCUGUGAGCAGGGGACAGCCCCUAUGAUCUCCUGGAUGGGGACCUCCGUGUCUCCCCUGGACCCCUCCACCACCCGCUCCUCGGUGCUCACCCUCAUCCCACAGCCCCAGGACCACGGCACCAGCCUCACCUGUCAGGUGACCUUCCCUGGGGCCAGUGUGACCACGAACAAGACCAUCCACCUCAACGUGUCCUACCCCCCUCAGAACUUGACCAUGACUGUCUUCCAAGGAAAUGACACAGUAUCCAUAGUCCUGGGAAAUGGCUCAUCUGUUUCAGUCCCAGAGGGCCCGUCUCUGCGCCUGGUCUGUGCAGUUGACAGCAAUCCGCCUGCCAGGCUGAGCCUGAGCUGGGGAGGCCUGACCCUGUGCCCUUCACAGCCCUCAAACCCGGGGGUGCUGGAGCUGCCUCGGGUGCACCUGAGGGAGGAAGAGGAAUUCACCUGCAGAGCUCAGAACCUUCUGGGCUCUCAGCAGGUCUCCCUGAACGUCUCCCUGCAGAGUAAAGCCACAUCGGGACUGACUCAGGGGGCGGUCGGAGCUGGAGCCACAGCCCUGGUCUUCCUGUCCUUCUGCGUCAUCUUCGUCGUAGUGAGGUCCUGCAGGAAGAAAUCAGCAAGGCCAGUCGCGGGCGUGGGGGAUGUGGGCAUAGAGGAUGCAAACGCCGUCAGGGGCUCAGCCUCUCAGGGUACCUUGAUUGAGUCCUGGGCAGAUGACAGCCCCCGACACCAUGGACUGGCUGCUCCCUCCUCAGGGGAGGAAGGAGAGAUCCAGUAUGCAUCCCUCAGCUUCCAUAAGGUGGGGCCUCAGGACCUGUGGGGACAAGAGGCCACCAACAAUGAGUAUUCAGAGAUCAAGAUCCCCAAGUGAGAAACUGCAGAGACUUGGGCUUGUUUGAGGGUUCACAACCCCUCCAGUAAAGGAGUCCGAGGCCGAUUCCUGUAGAAUUAACAGCCCUCGAAGCUGUGCAAUAGGACAUCAGAGCUUAUUCCUCCUGUCUAACUGAAAAUGCAUGCCUGCCUUUCCCCGUCCAAUCAGUCCACACUCCCCGCCCCAGCCUCUGGUACCCAUGAUUCUCCUCUCUACUUCUCUGAGGAUGUCUAUUUUAGAUUCCAAAUAUAAUGAGAUCGUAACGUG
Macaca mulatta (Rhesus monkey) is the source of this 2904-nucleotide messenger RNA. Lineage: Eukaryota; Metazoa; Chordata; Mammalia; Primates; Cercopithecidae. The record is from RefSeq and is a predicted model, not a curated record.